Ornithorhynchus anatinus (platypus) is the source of this 1188-nucleotide messenger RNA. Its product is annotated as olfactory receptor 11H6-like. Gene Ontology annotation, biological process: G protein-coupled receptor signaling pathway. The coding region runs from base 187 to 1188 and encodes 333 amino acids. Gene Ontology annotation, cellular component: membrane. Lineage: Eukaryota; Metazoa; Chordata; Mammalia; Monotremata; Ornithorhynchidae. Gene Ontology annotation, molecular function: olfactory receptor activity; G protein-coupled receptor activity. The transcript has a single exon. The record is from RefSeq and is a predicted model, not a curated record.
GGACAAGUUAUUUAGGUUGGUCACAGUCCCUAUCCCACCUGGGUUUCACACUCUAAGUGCCCGUCCCCUAAUGCCCAGUAGAACGCUCUGCCCACAGUAGGCAUCCAGUAAAGCAUGGAUCCCCACCCAGGCCUCGCCCUAAUUGGUUCCUGUUGAUGGCGUGACUCCAUUUCUUCUCCAGGACAAAUGGAAACCCUGGGAAAAAAUAACGACUCUGAAUCCGUGAGCGGGUUCGUCCUCCUGGGCUUCCCAUGCCGCCGGGAGAUCCGGCCCCUCCUCUUCUCCUUCUUCUCCGCAUCUUACGCGCUGACCCUGCUGGGGAACGGGGCCAUCGUCUGUGCCGUGCGCCGGGACCGCCGCCUCCACACCCCCAUGUACCUCCUCCUGGGGAGUUUCUCCUUCCUGGAGAUCUGCUACGUCACCUCCACGGUCCCCAACAUGCUGGCCAACAUCCUCUCCGAGACCAAGGCCAUCUCCCUCGCGGGCUGUUUCCUCCAGUUCUACUGCUUCUUCUCGCUGGGCACCACGGAGACCUUCCACCUGUCGGUCAUGGCGUUUGACCGGUUCCUGGCCAUCUGCCGGCCCCUGCGCUAUCCCUCGAUCAUGACCCCGCAGCUCUGCACGCUCCUGGUGGUCACCUGCUGGGUGGGAGGCUUCCUCUGCUUCGUCCUUCCUGUUUACCUGGUGGCCCGGCUGCCCUUCUGCAGCCCCAGAGUCAUCGACCACUUCCUGUGUGACCCGGGGCCCUUGCUGGCCCUGUCCUGCACGCCCGCACCUGGCGUGGAGCUCACCUGUGCGGGGCUCAGCUCCCUUCUCCUCUUGUCCACCUUGGUCUUCAUCCUGGGUUCCUACGCGCUGGUGCUCCGGGCGGUGCUGCGGGUGCCCUCGGCCGCCGGCCGGCGCAAGGCCUUCUCCACCUGCGGCUCCCACCUGGCCGUCGUAGCAUUGUUCUACGGCUCCGUCAUGGGCACCUACGUGAGCCCCGGGGCCGGGAGCCCUGGAGGAGGCCAGAAAGUCGUGACCCUGUUCUACUCGGUGCUGACGCCGCUCUGCAACCCGCUCAUCUACAGCCUCCGGAACCAGGAGAUGAAGGCCGCUCUCUGGAAAGGGCUGGGGGCGCGGGGAGCGGGUCCGAGGCGGGGGAGGGGCUGCAGGGACCCGACCAGCUCCUGGGAGCCACAGAAAUGA